AUGACAAGCAAGAUCCCUCAACCGCCAGGCGUGCCGUUGCUAGGGAACGUCUUCGACGUCGACCCAAGCAACACCUGGGGUUCUCUGAACAAAUUGGCUGCAAAAUGGGGCCCUAUAUUCAAAAUCAAUGCUCUCGGCACCCAGAUUGUCUUCAUCUGCAACGCGGCGCUUUUGGAAGAAAUAUGCGACGAAACCCGCUUCCGCAAGUGUGUCACUGGACCUAUCGUCGAGAUCCGCCAGGCUGUGCAUGCAUCGCUCUUCACAUCGUAUGAAUCCGAGAGUGAAAAGAUCUGGGGACCCGCCCAUCGCAUCAUGUCCCCUUGGGUAUCGGAUGAGUCAAUCAGAAUGGCAUUCAACGAUCAGCGCGACAUCAUUGGGGCCAUUGUCCCUGCCUGGACAUCUAAGCCCGGCCAACAGGUUAAUGUGGCGGAUGGACUGAAACGACUCAACUUACAGUCAGUGGCUUGGUGCAUGUUCCAUCACAAGGAGGACUGGAUGUCAGGCCCCUUCCCCGCGUUUCUCACUGCCAUUGACAAGUCCACCAUGGAGGCUGUAAAGCGCCCGACACGCCCUAAAUUGCUGAAUCGGCUCAUUUAUCAACGCGGCUACGACAAGGACAUCAAGACUAUGCGGUCUUUCUGUGCCGAUAUUGUUGCUAAACGCAAGAAGGAACAAAGCACGAUCGACGACAUGUUCAAUGCUAUGUUGAAUGGUAAAGACCCACAAACUGGAGUGUCUCUUACGGAUGAGCAAGUCAUUGAUGAGAUUAUAAACAUGUUUAUCGGGUCUGCGACAUCCCCUUGUUUUGUUAGUUUCGCGCUGUACUACCUGCUCAAAAAUCCCGAAUACAUCACCAAAGCCCGCGAAGAGAUCGAUUCUAUUCUAGGUGCUGAUGGAGAGCUCACCCACGACAAUCUCCAACGAUUCCAGUUAUGCAACGCUAUACUUCGAGAAUCCAUGCGUCUAUCUUCUGUAGCGCCAGGUUUCAACAUUGAGCCUCGACCAGACAUCAAUACUGGACCGACUGUAUCGCUGGCUGGCGGCCAAUACCAAGUUCCUAGCAACCAAGUUCUCAUUGCAGUGCUUAGUGCUGUGAACCGCGACCCCACAGUCUUUGAUGACCCAGAGGCAUUCCGUCCAGAACGUAUGCUCGGCGAAGCAUACGACAGACUACCCUCGGGAGUGAAGAAGGGCUUUGGAAAUGGUAAGAGACAGUGUUUUGGAACAAAGUUUGCCUGGCAAUGGAGUUGGGUUACCUUGAUUAUUGUUUUGAGGGAAAUUGAUCUGGAAUUGGCGGACAAGAAUUACGCAAUUGAUGGGGAUAUCAAUGGAGCGUUCUGCGUACAGCCAUGGCAUUUUGUGACCAAGGCUGAGAAGCGAAAGGACCAUCCAUAG
Talaromyces marneffei is the source of this 1395-nucleotide messenger RNA. RefSeq lists its product as uncharacterized. Lineage: Eukaryota; Fungi; Ascomycota; Eurotiomycetes; Eurotiales; Trichocomaceae. The record is from RefSeq and is a predicted model, not a curated record. The coding region runs from base 1 to 1395 and encodes 464 amino acids. Gene Ontology annotation, molecular function: iron ion binding; monooxygenase activity; heme binding. The transcript has 2 exons.